AACAGGGAACCCCCAUCCUCCUGCCCGGCCUUCAAAGAGGUUCCAGGCCCUUGUGACCCGGAAGAUCUACUGGAUGGUGUGAUUUUCGGGGCAAAGUACCUGGGUUCCACGCAGCUGGUUUCAGAGAGGAACCCCCCGACCAGUGUCCGCAUGGCGCAGGCCCAGGAGGCGGUGGACAGGAUCAAGGCACCGGAGGGGGAGUCCCAGCCCAUGACGGAGGUGGAUCUGUUUGUCUCCACGCAGAGGAUCAAGGUGCUCACGGCUGACACGCAGGAGGCCAUGAUGGAUCAUUCCCUCCAGACCAUCUCCUACAUCGCAGACAUCGGCUCCCUCGUGGUGCUCAUGGCACGCCGGAAGCUGCCUCGGCGCUCAGAGGGCGGGUCCCUCGGGAGGGCGUUGGGGUCCUGGGCCCUGUCCCGCUGUAACGACUGGGCCCAGGUCAUCGCUCAGGCCAUCGGGCAGGCGUUUGGCGUGGCCUACCAGCGCUUUCUGGAGGCCAACAGCAUCGACCCAAGCGAGCUGAGCCCUCGCCAGUACAGCCGUGCCCUCGAGGACCAGGAGCAAUACAACGCGGAGCUGACUCACUUCUCCCGGCAGGAGAACUGCAAGGACGUCUGCAUCCGGAAGCAGAAGGGGGAGAUCCUGGGCAUCGCCAUCGUGGAGUCGGGCUGGGGCUCCAUCCUGCCCACGGUGGUCAUCGCCAACCUGAUGCACGGGGGCCCAGCGGAGAGGUCGGGCAAGCUGAGCAUCGGGGACCGCCUCAUGUCCGUCAACGGGACGAGCCUGGUGGGGCUGCCCCUCACCACCUGCCAGAGCAUCAUCCGGGAGCUGAAGCAGCAGACGGAGGUGACGCUGAACGUUGUGCACUGUUCCCCUGUCACCACGGCUGUCAUCCGGCGCCCCGACUCCAAGUACCAGCUGGGCUUCUGUGUUGAGAACGGUGUGAUCUGCAGCCUGAUGCGUGGGGGCAUCGCAGAGAGAGGCGGGAUCCGCGUGGGGCACCGCAUCAUCGAGAUCAACGGGCAGAGCGUGGUGGCAACGCCGCAUGAGAAGAUCAUCCAGAUCCUCACGCAGGCAGUCAGCGAGGUCCACAUCAAGACCAUGCCAGCCUCCACGUAUCGCUUACUGACCGGGCAGGAGCAGCCCAUCUUCCUCUGA
Molecule: messenger RNA, 1158 nt
Organism: Tauraco erythrolophus (red-crested turaco)
Lineage: Eukaryota; Metazoa; Chordata; Aves; Musophagiformes; Musophagidae
Source: RefSeq, a predicted model, not a curated record